AUGUCACUGUGUGUUUUUUCAGUCGGGGCUGCCGUAGCACGUAGCAUUUGCAGGCUCAAACACUAAAGGACUGCAGAACAAAGGCACACAUAAGCAUAUCUGAAGUGACACGAAACGUGAGGUAAACAUUGCCUUUGCUUUACUAGAGUUAAUUUCGCUGGUUUUUAGCAGCUGUAGAACCGCGGGCAUUCGCUGACAGCUGCAGUGCGCCCCACCGCCUGAGUUACCAGGCAUCUUCUGAGACUCCUGCUCCAGAUUAGUCCCCUUCAGCUGACAGCGCUCAGAACCCUCGGGCUCGGCCCGCCAGGUCGCUGUGUGAGGCUGCCGGGGCUCUCUCCGCCCGCCGCUCCAGGCGGGAUGGGGCGGACGGCGCCUGGCCCUGCCGCCGCGGAACGUUCGGAACCCGGAACCCGCCGCCCGCCCGCCGGGGGAGAGGCGGGGGAAGAGAAAGGAGCGGACGCGGCGCCGCCGCCAUUGCCCAGGUUCCGCUCCCGCCGCCGCCGCCAUUCCCGGCCUGUCGCGGCCAUGUACCGGCCGGGAUUCCGCGCACCGACACCCCCCUACGCGGGCGGAGGCUUCCGCAGCCCUCCCUCCGGCGGAGGGCCCCUGCCGCCCUCUCCGCGGGGCUACGGGAGCCCCCACCACACGCCGCCCUACGGCCAGCGGCCCGGGCCGUACGGCAGCGGCCUCUCGCCCCGAGGCCCCGCGUUCCACGGGCGCUUCGGGAGCCCCUCGCCGGGGGCGCAGACCCCGCGCCGGCCGCAGAGCGUCAGCCCCCGGUACCCCGCUCCGUUCGGCGGCGCGUCCCCGGCCGCAGCGCCUCUGCACCCGCCGCCGCAGCACAAGCGCUCGCCCGGCGGCUUCCAGAGGCACUUCCAGGGAUCACCCAGGACAUCUACUCCAUUUGGUACAGCGCAUGGCAGAGGGAAAAGAGUGUCUAAUGAUGUGGAAAACUAUUACAGACCUUCAAUGCUUGAGGACCCAUGGGCUGGCCUAGAGCCAGUUUCUGUUACAGACAUAAACCAGCAAUACAGCAGUGAGCAAACAACAUUUACUGGUAAAAAAGGGAGGUAUUUCAGCUAACACUUUUAAAGGCCAAAUAACUCCAUCUUGUCAGGAAAACUUUGGGACAGAAUCUUUACACUUACACAAGAUGAACAAUAAUCAAGACCUUAGAUAAUACUUUUAUUUCAUCACAUGUCCACCCUUUUAUCCUACCUUUUUUAUUGCAUUGGAUAUUUUUAUGUAUGGAAGGCAAAAGGAGUGGUAGGAAAACUUAUAUUUCUGGCUAUGUGGAAGUGCCUGCCAGCUCUGAAGAACAAAGUGUUCUUUAAUCACCAGCGACUGAUUUGUGACUGUUAAAGCAAGUUUCCAUAUACUUACUUCUCCUAUGCCAGAUUGUUAGCCUUUUAUUGUAAAGUCUCUUAGGGAGUGGUAUUUUUUAUGUUUCAGCAUUUUUAGAAUGAAAUAACUUGGAAAUAAAAUAAAGUUUUGUAAAUCCUUGUUUUGUAAUGUAUAAAGAAUAUUUUAGGAGCUUUGUUAAGGUGUACACGUUAACACAGUAUUUCACAACACUGAUGUUAGGUGACUUGUGUAAAUAUGCUUGUAUGCUGUAGUUAACGUCUGCUUUUGUGCAUAGUAAUUUUUGUUAAUUGCAGUGUAAUGUGAAGUUGAAACAUGACUUACAGCCAUCUCAGGAAACGAAUGUAUUGGUUUUGGAAAGUUUAAUUUGUUGAACAAACUCUUGAGUCAACCUUAAUUCUGGAAUUAUUUGCUUUUGUGUUUAAAAAAUAUAUAUUUGGAUCAAUAUUAGAAAUUUCUAGAUUAUAGUAACAAGUUUGUUCAGUGACAAUUUAAGUCUAAAGAACACUUAAAACAUCAAGCUUAAAUAAAUGCAAAUGCUCUUUCUGGGUGUUUACCUGCUAGAAUAGUACAGAAUGAAUGACAGUCUUUGUUACACAGUUGACAUUAGUACAUGCAUAGCAUCUUUUUUUAAUCUGUUUUAUAUUUUUCAAUUAUUUUUUAUUUUUACUUACAGCAGGCAUCAUUGCCAGGAGAAUUGUUUUGUGUGUGUACAUGUUAUAUUUUUAUACUGAAGAGGAAAGCAAUUAAUUGGGUUUUUUUAGAGCUUAUCUUUACAUGGAAGAUCCAUGCUUAAAUCCAGGAGUGAAUAUCAUACUCUAGAAUAAAAAAGAAAUAGUUCCAGCUGCAGGCAUGCUCAUAACUUGCCAUGUUAAACCUGCAGUAGUUAGAUAAAUUUUUGUUGAACGUGCUACUAUUCAUUGAUUUUGGAUUUUAAGCCAAAGUAGAGUGUAAAAACCUUAUUAAAUAAAAGUGUUAGUUUAAUUUUCAAAAUA
Oenanthe melanoleuca is the source of this 2357-nucleotide messenger RNA. RefSeq names its product M-phase specific PLK1 interacting protein (gene MPLKIP). The transcript is spliced from 2 exons. Lineage: Eukaryota; Metazoa; Chordata; Aves; Passeriformes; Muscicapidae. The record is from RefSeq and is a predicted model, not a curated record. Gene Ontology annotation, cellular component: centrosome; midbody; nucleus. The coding region runs from base 358 to 1083 and encodes 241 amino acids.